AUGAAACGUCAGAGGGAGGGAGAGAGAGAGGAAGAGAGAGGUCAUCUACUUUUGGUUCAGAAACGAGAUAAAGACGAAAAAGAUGAAGGGAGCAAGGAGGUACAGGAAGCUUUGGGAGUCUUUGUGAUACUGGUUGAUGAGAAAAGCAGCAAAGGUAAAACUAUAAAAAGUGCACGUAGUGAACAGGUUCCGUUGAGAAUUUCAAAAGCAGCAAAGUUGAAAUUACAAAAGGUGUAUGUAGUGAACAGGUUCCGUUGUAAAGUUUAUUCGCAAAAUUAUGCAUUUGUCGGUUUUGCAACCCUGCUAAAAUCUAUGCAGUUUAAAAUUAGUGGAAAGGAAACGAGCAUAGUGUCUCUGUCGCUUCUAGCGAACUCUCCCAAGCCUGAGGGGCAGGAGGAGAACGCUCAGAAGCGAGCUCCCCAAGCCGGGAAGCAAGAAAGAAAAAGCGGGUCCGACACUGCUGCGGGGAAGCGGCUUCUGUUCCAGUAA
Enterobius vermicularis (human pinworm) is the source of this 489-nucleotide messenger RNA. NCBI's taxonomy places the organism in Eukaryota, Metazoa, Nematoda, Chromadorea, Rhabditida, Oxyuridae. The record is from the annotation of a GenBank genome assembly.